AAGUGAUCUACAAAUGAGGAAAGCAUUACAGUAACAGUGCUGCAAUACAAAACAAAGAAAGAUUCAUGUUAGAUGCAAGGAUAUAUAGACCUUUGUCAGGGUAGAUACCAUGUUUAAUUUGACAAAAAUGAAAAUGAGGCUGUGUAAGAUAGAAGUAUAGUCCUUUCAAAAGGUGGUACUGUCUUUAGGAGUUCUUUAGGAAAUUCUCUAGAAAGAAAAUGUUUUUGUUUUUUUUCUCAAUAAGGUAUUUCUAUCAAUCACAGCCUAACUUUCAUUCAGGUAAAAUUAAAUAUGGUUUGUACCCUGACUAAUGUCUUUAAGACUUCAUACUGUACAAUACAUUAUACAUAAACAAUGAAGACAAAGCAUUUUAUUUCAGACCUGCAUUGCCACACUAGCAGGUCUUUAUAAAUUGGAAGAGUGAAAUAGUGAAAUUAAUGUUUAAACAGCUUCCUGACCCUCCACAUUAGAGUAGUACAGCUCUCAGAAACAGUGUAAACAUUGUCGGCUAAUUAGCCACUGAAACAAAACAAAGGCAUGUUGUGUUUUGCCCUGGUGGUUUUUAGAAGGGAGGUUUGAGGUGGGGUGUGUUUACUUGUGGUGUGGGAGAAGUGGCUUUUUUUCUCGUGUUCACAAUUGAGGUCUAUGAGUAGUAAAGAGUGUUUGGAAUUCUCACUGUUCAACAAUUGCAAGUCAGCCAGAGCCUCAAACGCUACCAUAGUGACAGCCGUGGACAGAUGUCACAGCAGUAAAGAGAAAAGAGCGGUAACUUCAAUGAUUAUUAGUUUGUUUAGGUCUGUUAACCAUAUAUGGGCAAACAUGGUCAAAAGAGCAUUAAAGACCACACACAACAAAUAAAAUUAUCAUUUUGUAUAUUUUUCAUUAGAGCUGUUUUGCCAUUGUCAGGUAAUCGUUACUAUUUACAGUCUGACUACAAGUGUUUAUCUGAGGAAAACUGUAUUUGUUCCAUAUGGCUGUGUCCAUGUUUGUGUUUGUACAUGUGAGUGCAGCCUACAGCUAGUGAGUCCAUAUGUUUUCUUAACUUAUGUACAAAGCCAUAUGCUCCUGUAUCAUUCAGUGUUCACAAAACAGCCAAACAGGCUAUAAUUAAAACAUUACAUAAGACUGACAGUGUAAAAAACAUUCUGAAAACUUGAUGACCAACCCAGUAGUGUUAAGCAAGAGGUGAUGUUUAAACAUGUUGUUAAAAUUAUAUCAUUACAGUAUUUGAUAAUUAUUAUUAAUUAACCCUUACAUGCAUGGAAAUUUCACCAAACAAUCUUACAUAUUUGGGUCUUUAGAGACCUGACACUUAUAUCUAUCACAAAUGGAUUUACAAAAUGAUCUGCAAAAGUGUAAAAUUUUCAAAAUAUUUUGAAGGCAAUUAGAAAAUAAUAGAAUAAAAUAUAUUUUGAUGUUUUAUUUUUCAUAUAUCAAAGAGAAAAUGCAACAAAUCAGGACAAAUCUAGAACAGGAUUCAUUACUUUCACACUGAAAUUUCAUGAGAUGCAAAAAAGACUACACAACUCCUAAAAAAUGGACAAGGUACGUGGAAUGAGGUCCCGGCCCAGGUCUCUAAAGACCCAGAGUAUGCGUUUAACGGUUAAUGUAUGUAUUGAUAACCCUGUUUUUUUUUUUAUUUUUUUUUUUUUAUCAAUGAAUUCAUUUACAGUUUCAUAGUAAAACAAAAUUAUAAUUAAGGGGAAAUUUCACCGUAAACAUUUCCAUUCUUAAGUCAUCGUUUACUUAUCAUUUAAAGGGUAUGUUCAGUGCAUCUUUUCCACGCACAAUUAAAGUUAAGGGUAACCAAGGCUAAUAUUUUGCUUAACAUCUCCUUUUGUGUUCCACUGAAGAAAGAAAGUAAUUUCAGGUUUUUGAACAUGAGGGUCAGUAAACAAUGAUAGAAUUUUCAUUUUUGGUGAACUAUCCCAUUAAUAUUCAUUCGUUUUAUCCAUAUUUAACUCUUUCCAUUGAUAUUGUUCUUCAACUGUGUGGGUCAGGUCUCAGAAAUUGCCACCUUCGUGUGAAUUGUGUUAGGUGGAAUUGUGGGUGGGUGGAUCUAUGUAAAUGAAGUAGUCCAGUGUUUUAUGAGGUGGCCAAGACUCUCAGCCCCAGCAGUCUUCUGGAAUCUUCUCAGCAUCACCCUUUCUGACACCAGAACUUUUUUCUGUGCAUUUACAGAGAGCUAAUAUAUGCCAUUUUAAUCUGCAAGCUUUUCUUUUAAUUUCUAAGACCGAGUAAGUGGGCAGAUGUGACAUAUCUACAGAUAGUUUUAAUGGCCUAAUUAAGGUCAUAUGCCAGUUUUUAGAUCUAUUCUCAAUUUUUCUGCCAAUAGAGGGUUUACCCUCUUUUACUUAAUUUUCAGUCUUGAUAACAUCACAUUAUUGGAAGAUGAGGGUGCAGUGUUUUCUCCAAUUCUGGAUUCUCCUGAGUGCUGUUGUGACUGUGACAGCUUUUCACCCUCAACCCAACCAAUUUAGCCUCUACUCUGGACCCCCACCACAAUACGGCUCCCCAAAACCAGCUGCCAGGCAUAAGAACCACUGUGCAUAUGUUGUGGAGAAGACUGUCUCAUUCACUGUUCAGGGUGGAGCAGCACCCUUUGUGAAGGCAGAGUACAACAAGUGUGCCUGGGGUCAGAAAUGCCCAGCUCUAAACAGGUAUCGCAUGUUCUAUAAGCCCAUGUAUAAAGUGGCAUAUAAGACUCUGACUGAGCUGGAGUGGAAAUGUUGUCCUGGAUAUGGAGGUGUUGGUUGUACUGCAGUCUAUGGAAUGAAAGCAAGGCCCACUUUCAAAGGACCAAUGCCUGCACAGAAGGGUCCUAUGAAAUCUUUUAAAGGGCCAGUGCCUGCACAGAAUGGUCCUAUGCCUACUUUCAAAGGGCCAAUGCCUGUUCAAAAGGGCCCAAUGCCUUCCUUUAAAGGGCCCAUGCCUGUGCAGAAGGGUCCUAUGCCUCCUUUCAAAGGGCCCAUGCCUGCACAGAAGGGUCCUGUGCAUUCUUAUAAAGGGCCCAUGCCUGCACAGAAGGGUCCUAGACCUUCAGUUAAAGGUCCUUAUCCCUCUAAAAAGGGUCCAAUGCCUUAUUUUAAAGAGCAAAUGCCCCAACACAACUAUGAUGUGAACCCCUGGAAUCAACCUCAGGCACCAUCUAAUAGAAUGAAUGGAUACCCAGGCCCUAAUACUGGGCCCACUUUCCGAGACACCUCAUUUGAAGAUUAUCCGGACCGCCAGGGGCCUGAAAUAUAUCGUUCUGAACUAAUGCCAGAACCUGAAAAUCCUGGCCAUGAUCUAAUUCCUGAAGGUCCUGAGCCAAUCACAGACUACCAGGAUCCUCAGCCAGAAAACCAUGGCACUAUACCAGAACGCAGUGAGACAGAGCCUGUUCCCAAUGCACAGACGCACUCUAGUGGUAGUGAAACAAGCCUAGAUCAUGAUGAGAACAGUAUCGAAGAUGAACGACUGGAUAGGUUAGAGGAGGAUGUGCAGAGACUCUCACUUGGUCUUGAGACUCUCCGUGGAACAGUGACAGGCCUGGAGAACAGCUUGCGUGCUUCCCUCCGUGAAGACGCCAAUCGGAUGUUGACUGCACUCAUUUCUGCUGCUCCUAGCCCUAUUGCUGCUCCAUCUCUAUCCAGAGAUUCUUCCGUGGGUUUCGGAGAUCUGCCUGGAGGUGCACCGGAUAUUAAAGGUUCAGAUGUGAUGGGGCAGUUCCCAAACCUGGUUGAUUUAGCUGAAAGGGUAUCAGAGCUGGGAGCGGAGCUAGUUGCAAAGACAUCUGAGCUGGCAGAGUUGAAAGGGGCAGUGUUGGGUCACAACAACACCCUUCAAAGUCUAUCAGAUGGGUCAGGGAACCUGACUCAAGCUGACUUCCAAAAAGUCCUUGAGACACUGGUGGAGUCCAAAAUGAGAGAGGCUCGGGUGGCAAUCCUAGACGGGUUUGAAAAGAGAGUGGAGAGUGCUGAGGAGCGAUGCGAAGGUCGGGUGGCAGAGGUGCGGCUCCAGUGCAAGGACGAACUUUUGAAUGGACAGGAUCAGACUGAGAAAGUCCUAGACAUAAGGGUGACAGGAUUGAGGACAGAACUUCAAAAACUCCAAGCUCAGCUUCAAGGCCUGGAACCUGAAGAGGGUUGCUGCAUUGCAGUGUCUGGUGUAACUGAAAGGGUAGUUUAUCUGGAGAAAUCAGUGGGUGGCUUGAAUGAAUCCCAAAUACACCUCAGUGCCGAACUUGAUGGACACAAGGACCAUAUAGAGGGCAUGUUAGAGGGCCGGCUAGGCUAUGUUGAAGACAAGCUGAAUGUUGCAAUUAAUCAAGAGGACGCUAAUGUUAGCAAAAAAGUGCCUAGCAGCAUAGAGGCACAAAUUGAGACAAAGCUAAAGGCUCUUGAAAAUCGUCUCUUGGCUGCUGUGGAAGAGCUCGGUAAUGUCACUUCACCAGCCUUGCUAGAGGGUCAGGCUGUACCCAUCCUGGAAUCUGAAGUAGAAUUACUCAGAAAAAAAGUGGAGGAGGAUUUGGAUCAUGUUCAGGAGCAGCUCAGAUCCAUUGAGGUCCACUGUACGUCAUCAUGUGUUCCACAACCUGUUCUUACAGGAUAUGCAGCUCCUUUGGCAACUGAGGAGGAAAGAGGUGAGGAGAUUCACAUGAAACUGGAUGGGAAACUUGAUUUACAAGCAGAGAGAUUGAACCGCCUCAACACCACCCUAUCUAAUCUUCUCAUCCAAUUGGCGGAGAAACAGGAAGAGGCUGGUCUUCAGGAUGAGGUGACCCUCCUGAAAGUCACUGUGAACUCUGUUAACAGAUCUCUCUGUGGCUUGCAAGAGUCACUUGGUUCUGUGAUCAAAGAGGUGGGCCACACCAACCUUACCUGGCAAGAGAGAGAAGAGAGGCUUGCGCAGCAGGUGAAGGGUGUGGUGCAGCUGGUGGGACAACAGGCAUCUAUGUUGGGCACUGGGGAACGAAGGUUGACCCAUCUGAAAGGGGAACUCCACAAUCUGCGGCGCAGAGUGUCCGGAGACCUCCAGGGUUGCCGCACCACUGCCUUAGGUGUCCAGAAGGAGGUGACUGAAGUCGGAGGUCGUGUUACCCGUGUAGAGGGCCAGUGUGGAGGCCUGGCACACCUAGCUGAAGACCUGGAGAAAAUUCGGGGAGAACUGGAGAGACACUCUGAUGGGUAUCUGUCUCAUGUUAAUAGCACCCUUCUUAACCAUUCUCACCAGCUGUCCGAGCUCAGAGAUAGUCUCCAAAACUGCACUGGACCAUCUGGGUUUACCAGGAUAGCAGGGGACAAUUUGUUAUCUACAACACAAAACAGGGCAGAACACCACACAACAGAACCAACCCAUCCAAGAAGAGACCAGUUUGCAGCCCCCACACAGGACAGAGGUGACUAGUAAUUCAAGUGAACUUUAGUAUGUGAAGCCAUACACCAACACAUAGUAGACAGUCUAGACUCAUAUAAAACAUAUACUGUUUGAUACUAUUAGUCACUCAGGACACCCUUCUCUUCUAACAACCAUCUGUCGUAUGUUCAGUGUUGUUGAAUUUCAAACUUUACA
Messenger RNA from Myxocyprinus asiaticus (Chinese sucker), 5553 nucleotides. RefSeq names its product elastin microfibril interfacer 3a (gene emilin3a). The transcript is spliced from 4 exons. Gene Ontology annotation, cellular component: extracellular matrix. The record is from RefSeq and is a predicted model, not a curated record. The coding region runs from base 2392 to 5388 and encodes 998 amino acids. Gene Ontology annotation, molecular function: protein binding. NCBI's taxonomy places the organism in Eukaryota, Metazoa, Chordata, Actinopteri, Cypriniformes, Catostomidae.